UGUUAUUAAAAAUGUAUACUUUAUUGGUACCUAUCAAUUAUUAUAAAUUAUAAAUAUUCAUUAUUAUUCAUAACUUACAACUUUUAAGUAUAAACUUCGUUGACUUUCGGCGAUCGGUUUUGGUCGUUUGUGUUAUCAAAUUAUCUGUUUGUCGUGUGUAUCGCUUCUCAAAAAUGUCUGAUAUCCAAAUGGACUGUGCUCUUGAUCUUAUGCGGCGUUUACCGCCUCAAAAAAUUGAAAAGCACUUGAGUGAUCUCAUCGACCUAGUUCCGAGUUUGUGCGAAGAUCUAUUGUCUUCUGUCGAUCAGCCGUUAAAAAUCAUACGAGACAAACAAGUUGGCAAAGAUUUUUUACUCUGUGAUUAUAAUAGAGAUGGGGAUUCAUACAGAUCACCCUGGAGUAAUACAUAUUUUCCACCGCUGGACGAUGGUGCUGUCCCAACUGAAAAGUUGCGCAAGCUCGAAAUAGACGCUAAUAUGGCUUUUGAUCAAUAUAGAGAAAUGUAUUUUGAAGGUGGUGUAUCUUCUGUUUACCUAUGGGAUUUAGACCAAGGUUUUGCUGGUGUUAUAUUGAUCAAAAAGGUAGGAGAUGGAUCGAAGAAGGUUCGUGGUACUUGGGAUUCUAUACAUGUAGUGGAAGUCCAAGAAAAAAAUACUGGUCGUAACGCACAUUAUAAACUCACAUCAACAGUUAUGCUGUGGCUGCAAACUAAUAAAGCUGUGUCGGGUAGUAUGAGCCUGGCAGGCAGUUUGACCAGGCAAACAGAAAUGGACAGUCCGGUGUCAGAUUCAUCACCACAUAUAGCUAAUAUUGGGCGUAUGGUUGAGGAUAUGGAAAAUAAAAUGCGUAAUACUCUGAACGAAGUAUAUUUUGGAAAAACUUGUGACAUUAUGAAUGGCUUACGAAGUGUAGUGCCAUUGAAUGCCGACGAUGAAAAUAAAGAAGCAUUGAGACAAGACUUAACUGCUGCCUUACAGAAACGACAUACCAAGUCUGAUGCAAAAGAUCCCACUAAUCCAACUAGUAAUUAGUAAUAAUUGUAUUAAAAUAGAUCUUCCAAUAUUUUUUAUGAACA
Molecule: messenger RNA, 1075 nt
Organism: Myzus persicae (green peach aphid)
Lineage: Eukaryota; Metazoa; Arthropoda; Insecta; Hemiptera; Aphididae
Gene: cpb
Product: F-actin-capping protein subunit beta
Exons: 4
Coding region: 174-1031 (285 amino acids)
Biological process (GO): actin cytoskeleton organization; regulation of lamellipodium assembly; barbed-end actin filament capping
Cellular component (GO): cytoplasm; F-actin capping protein complex
Molecular function (GO): actin filament binding
Source: RefSeq, a predicted model, not a curated record